CGCAUUUCCCGUUACUGGCCGCGGUAAUGGUGGAUGAGACGGGAGACAGAGGUGCAUCAGGGGUUUCAGACGUUAGAUUUAACAGGUGUCAAAACGCAAGGAAUAUCCUCUGCGUUUUCUGGAUGAUUGUGCGAGGUGAUGUAUAACUUGGUCACAAGUGCACUUUGCGGUGAGAAGCUGGAUCCUAAAGUGAUACCGUCAAGGUUUUUACACCACAAAGAAAAAGAUCUACCUUCUGGAGGUUUUCUUUCUUCUAUCAUUACGUACCCCAUUGCCACAGAGUGGCCCGGACUGAUGAUACAACCAAAAGAAUCUUAGAAUCACCUUUAUUUGAGAAAAUUUGCUGCUACCUGUACGUCACUAUUAUCGAACGAAUAAUCUGCUCAGGGGCUCUUUGAAUAUCUUCAAAGGAACUUUAAAGUUUUGUCAAGUAUCGACGAUUUUCUGACAACACAAAAAAGAAAAAAAAUGGCAAGAGGACAGAACGAAGAGACUGGAAGUGAAAGCCAUCAUGGAUCGCAUCAACAAAAUUUCAAUAACAGGCCAAAUGAAAGAGAGUCUCUAAAAGGUUGCCCUGUUGGACAACCAGCAAAUGACGAGAGAAGAAACAUGAACUGUGAUGAUAGAAACGAUUUGAUAGCUGAACAUCGCCUGAUGAACAGACAAGUAGAUGGCAAAUUUGACAGAAAUCUAUCAGAUAAUGGGAAGUAUGGGCUUGGGAAGACGGCAAAGAUGGGCCAUUCACUCAUAGAAGCAGGAGCAGGCCCCCACACACUACACAAGGAUGAUUACAACGUCAAACAUCUAUCUCCAACAGAAGGUUUCAAUUUUGAUUCGUCAGUAUGUACUGCGUCUCCUUCGUUCCAUGUCAAUGGCCACCACGAGUUUGCUACCAAUGACCAAGUGGACGGAAUCAGCAGUGAUCAACCACCAAGACGUCAGGAUACAACAAGAUUUACGGUAGGUUCUAACCAAUACCAGACGAGAAAUUUGAACACAGAAAGAGAUCGGCUUACCACUUAUUUUGACUGGCCAAGCGAUGUACCCGUGUCACCAGAAGAUCUUGCAAGGGAAGGUUUCUUCUACCUUGGCUACAGAGACAGAGUAGAGUGUGCGUUCUGUGGAGGUGUUCUACACCAGUGGGAAGCGGGCGACGAUCCGUUUAUAGAACACCAGCGGCACUACCCGCACUGCCCCUUCGUCAACGGAGAGGCGACCGCAAAUGUCCAACUUGGAGCCACAUCACAACAAGCAUCUCCGCCAACAAGCAGUCCGAGUACGGCUCAAAAUAUUGUUACCAGCCAAACCAGUCAGCAACCUUCAACACAAUCAAGAACCGGACCUGGAACCACAUCAGCAUAUGCUUUACCAAUAGACCGACAGUGGCCAAGGAUGCCAGAUUUUGCGGAUGAGGACAGUCGACUGUCCACCUUCCACAACUGGCCGAGGUAUUCUCCCAUGGCACCACUGAGGCUAGCACGGGCAGGAUUUCUAUAUACCUGUAAGUAUCUUCUAGUAUCAUAA
Molecule: messenger RNA, 1524 nt
Organism: Branchiostoma belcheri (Belcher's lancelet)
Lineage: Eukaryota; Metazoa; Chordata; Leptocardii; Amphioxiformes; Branchiostomatidae
Product: E3 ubiquitin-protein ligase XIAP-like
Exons: 2
Coding region: 469-1524 (351 amino acids)
Biological process (GO): negative regulation of apoptotic process; positive regulation of protein ubiquitination; regulation of cell cycle
Cellular component (GO): cytoplasm; nucleus
Molecular function (GO): ubiquitin protein ligase activity; cysteine-type endopeptidase inhibitor activity involved in apoptotic process
Source: RefSeq, a predicted model, not a curated record